This is a messenger RNA of Desarmillaria tabescens, 1167 nucleotides long. RefSeq lists its product as uncharacterized. The record is from RefSeq and is a predicted model, not a curated record. The annotation marks the transcript as partial. Lineage: Eukaryota; Fungi; Basidiomycota; Agaricomycetes; Agaricales; Physalacriaceae. The transcript has a single exon.
CAACGGUCGUACACCGGUCCAAACGUGCUCGCCAUACCGUCCUCCGUUGCUAACACUCCCUGCGCUGACCUCGGUACCCAGGGUGUCUUAGAUCGACUCAAUGACAUCCUCCAAACAUCGUACACAACCUCGGACCAGCCAUGUUUGUCCACCGUUCUCGAGAGCUGCAUCUCGAACGAGUAUGAUUUUGGCACCGCAUACGGCCGUCUCCGCCGGAGGUGGUAUAACAAUGAUUGGAGCCACUUCUUAGAAAUACUACACACGCAUGAGGUUGAGGACACGAAGAUGCGACAAGAUGCAUUCGUGGGCAAUACGAUCAUGAAUCCGAAAAUGCCGCCUCGACGCGUUUGGGAUAUCUAUAGUAAUCGCGUGCUGCCAUACUGGAUCAUGGAACGAUGGCUAUGGGGGAUCUCGCAUGCAUGGCUGAAUGAGGGGGACCGCGACAAAGUGUGGACGUCCAUCAACGGACACGAAUGGCCCGUGUCCAUUCCGAAAGACACUAAUCUGGAUCUCAUCCGCCUUGAGUUGCUCAAUCUGGGAGCAGAGUACGUUUGGCUCGACGUUCUCUGUUUAAGACAGGAAGACGGGCGAAGGGAGGAUCUCCGUGCGGAGGAGUGGAAACUGGAUAUGCCCACCAUUGGACACGUCUAUCGCAUGGCUACGGAUGUGGUGUGCUACUUCAGUGGACUGGGCCGGCCUUGGAUUUUGAAAGAGGGUGAUAUGGAUAGUGAACGGAACUGGUUUAGGCGUGCUUGGACAUUACAGGGUGUUGGAAAGACGCUGAUCAUUGCCGGGGAUACACCUGAUUCAUCGCUGCACGCUGAGCCGGCAGAACAAGAUAGGAAGAUACUGGUUCGGGCUCAAAAGCAGCUCGAGUCCUCCAAGGACAUGAUGUGGGGUGAAAGACAUGUCUUUGACAUCCUUGCGGAUAUGCAGAGCCGGGUAUCAAGCAACCCUGUGGACAAAAUCGCUGGACUGGUAUAUCCCCUGCAGUCUACGAGGAUACCAGCUUAUUAUGAGCUCGGGUCUCUCGAGGAUGCCUGGGCAGCACUUGUGGAUACAAUGAAUGCCAAGUAUCGAGCGCAGCUGUUCCUCCUGUAUCCUGAAUCGGGGGACGCUGGCAAAAAAUGGAGACCCUCAUGGAAGCAGGUCAUGGAGAGGCCUGUG